Molecule: messenger RNA, 939 nt
Organism: Epithele typhae
Lineage: Eukaryota; Fungi; Basidiomycota; Agaricomycetes; Polyporales; Epitheliaceae
Exons: 7
Coding region: 1-939 (312 amino acids)
Source: RefSeq, a predicted model, not a curated record
AUGUCCCUUCCACAUCUCAUUCCUGGGAAAUUGAGCUCUGGGGAACCGGGCAUGAUGUGGAGUCCACGCACAUCCCCAAGCGCGUUCACGCGCCUCCCGCGCGUGUCCGCCGUCGUUUGCAUGCUCUCUACUGCAGUCAUUCUCGGCCUACCAUCGCUCUCUGCUUCCCCACAUGCAUUGCACGGCACGGCAGACCGACGGCGUCACUCCGUGACCAGCAUCCAGGCCAUCUCCAACUUGGGCCUCGGCGGCGGCUACGUCUACAUUGGUGCCCCACCAUAUUCUGGCUACCAUCCAUCGAUUGGACGACAAGCGAACGGUGCCUUAAAGCUCAUGGUCGAAAUUAAGUGGAGCUUUCAGAUAGCUGUUGUGGAUGGGCGGGCAGUGUGGCUGACUUUCAUCCGAAAAUACGCAAACGACGACGAAUUCAAGCAUACGUGGGCAAAAUUUCAUGCAGAGAUGCCUUGUCCUACACCUCCGGAGAUUCUGCUGGCUCCUAGGCGACACUCUCAAGCCAUUUUGGUCACGUUUCCGGGACGCGAAGAGCUCUUCGUUGCGAAUCCCACCGCGGAGGAUCAGCCGGAGUCGCCUCCGGCUCUUCACUCGCUUUCCCUGCCUCCGCUAGUCGCUUGUAAUGCCGCAACCGCGGACCUGGGGAAACUUCGCACGGAGCUCAAAAUGGAAGCGACGUUUCUGAGCACCGCGGGCUCCAAGACCCCAGUAGAGAACGCGCUGCAGCCUUCCGUCGUGGGUGACCGCGUCACAUCUCCCGCUAACGCCCCGCACCCUGCCCGUUUUCGACUGGCUGACCUCGGGUGGCGCGGGAGUAAGGUCGGGCGGUUCCCGCCUGCGUUCGAGCGUCGCGCAGGUGCUCCGUAUCCUGGAGUAGUGCCCAACGCCGCGCUCCACGUCUUCGGGAACACCAACACCCUGGCUUGA